CUCAGGUCCUAGCUGGGCCUCACACGCACCACUUCCGUUCCUCUGCCUAAAACCGCGCCUGCGCACUGCGCUCCUUCCUCUCGGCGUCCGACCUGGUUCGCGGCGACAUGGCCAAACGCACCAAGAAGGUCGGAAUCGUCGGUAAAUACGGGACCCGUUAUGGCGCCUCCCUCAGGAAAAUGGUGAAGAAAAUUGAAAUCAGCCAGCACGCCAAGUACACCUGCUCCUUCUGUGGCAAAACCAAGAUGAAGAGGCGAGCCGUGGGGAUCUGGCACUGUGGUUCCUGCAUGAAAACCGUCGCUGGUGGUGCCUGGACCUACAACACCACUUCUGCCGUCACAGUAAAGUCAGCCAUCAGAAGACUGAAGGAAUUGAAAGACCAGUAGAAGCUCCACAGUUUGAAACAUUGCGAGCCUAUAAUAAAUGGGUUAAUUUAUAUAACAAAAUUUCUUUGGUUGUUCAUUUUAUUAAUUCGACAUUCUGGUUUACAUUGUAUUAAUUUUGCUUUCUCAAAAAAAAGACUUGGAAAUUAAAACCCAUCUAAUUUUUCAGCAGUCAGUGAUAUAUAACAUAAGAAUAUAAGCCUUUUAAGUCACUGUUAAGUUUUUAUUUUAAAUCUUUUUAAAGGUAUGAUGGACAGACACAUACUUCCUCUUUUGGUGUUUUGUCUGACCAUUGUAUCAGCAUCUUCAGAAAACAGGGAAACAAUUCGAAUUUCACAACAAAUUUUGCAAAUCACACAUAUUCUCCAUUUUUCAGUUUGCACACAAGGAUUCCCAGGAAUGAGUUACUCAAUUUGCUGUAGAUGGUCACACUAAUAAAGAAAAAUUUGCUUGUAGGUUUUUCAAA
This is a messenger RNA of Myotis daubentonii (Daubenton's bat), 849 nucleotides long. It is a transcript of the gene RPL37A, whose product is annotated as ribosomal protein L37a. Gene Ontology annotation, cellular component: ribosome; cytosolic large ribosomal subunit. Gene Ontology annotation, biological process: translation. The record is from RefSeq and is a predicted model, not a curated record. Gene Ontology annotation, molecular function: structural constituent of ribosome; large ribosomal subunit rRNA binding. NCBI's taxonomy places the organism in Eukaryota, Metazoa, Chordata, Mammalia, Chiroptera, Vespertilionidae.